Telopea speciosissima is the source of this 729-nucleotide messenger RNA. RefSeq lists its product as uncharacterized. The transcript has a single exon. The coding region runs from base 1 to 729 and encodes 242 amino acids. The record is from RefSeq and is a predicted model, not a curated record. NCBI's taxonomy places the organism in Eukaryota, Viridiplantae, Streptophyta, Magnoliopsida, Proteales, Proteaceae. Gene Ontology annotation, molecular function: RNA-DNA hybrid ribonuclease activity; nucleic acid binding.
AUGGCCAGAUGGUUAUUGUUACUGUCAGAGUUUGACAUAACCUAUGUCAAUCAAAAGUCUGUAAAGGGGCAAGCAAUCUCAAACCAUUUGGCAGAAUUCCCUAUAAAGACUGAUCCACAACCAACGGAGGAUUCCUUCCCAGAUGAAGAUUUGCACUAUAUAGAAGAAGGUCAAAAUGAAGAAUGGCAAUUACAUUUUGACGGAACUGCAAAUCAAAAAAGGUUUGGGGUAGGAGUAUUACUCGUAACUCCAGAGGACUUUUACCUACCCAUGGCAUUCCGCUUGAAGUUCAGUUACACUAAUAACAUUGUGGAAUAUGAAGCUUGUGUCAUUGGUCUAGAAAUGGCCUUAUCGGUGGGAGUAAAAAAGAUCAAAGUCUUUGGAGAUUCUUCGAUCAUGAUUUGUCAAACUCAAGGGAAGUGGAGGACAAGGGACAAGAAGUUAAAGCCCUACCAGGUAUAUUUGGAGCAAUUGGCCAAAGGCUUCAAAGAAAUCUCUUUCGAAUACCUACCUAGAGAUAGCAAUCGGUUUGCGGAUGCCUUGGCUACUUUAGCCUCCAUGGUAGAAUGCGAUCCUAGGGAUAGGAUUCGGCCCUUUCUGAUAGAAAGGACUAGCCCAACAUACGGAGAGCCGGUCAAUGUGCUCACCGAGGAUGGAAGACCCUGGAACGCCCCAAUAGUUGAUUAUAUUAGAGAAAGGAGGUACCCUAAACAUUUCACAGAAAAGUAA